Molecule: messenger RNA, 399 nt
Organism: Strongyloides ratti
Lineage: Eukaryota; Metazoa; Nematoda; Chromadorea; Rhabditida; Strongyloididae
Exons: 3
Coding region: 1-399 (132 amino acids)
Source: RefSeq, a predicted model, not a curated record
AUGGAUGUCAAGUUAAGUGUAAUAGAAUCUUUAGAAGAGAUUCAACUUUGUACCCAAUGUGGAGCUAGGUGUGGAAUGCAGACACAAAUUAAAAUUAUUGGAAGCAUUGUACAAGGACGUGGUAGUAUUCGACGUGGAAGUUUUUUCACAGUUAGUCAGCGCCAAAGAAAUGUGCAUGCCAAUGCAAUUCAUGAAGAUGCAAACGAUCCUAUAUAUGCUACUGUUCAACGUCGUUCUCAACGUAAUCGUCUUCAAGGUGGUGGUUUUCAUCAUGGUGGUGGUAGUUUUCGUGGACAUGGUGGUUUCAAUCGUCCUGGUUCAAUGCACCAUAGUCCUAGCGUUAUUCGGCGUAGAAAUGCAGCACUUGCUAAUGCACGUCGAGAUAGUGAUGAAUAUUAA